This is a messenger RNA of Candidozyma auris, 675 nucleotides long. RefSeq lists its product as uncharacterized. Gene Ontology annotation, cellular component: Golgi membrane; SNARE complex; Golgi medial cisterna. Gene Ontology annotation, molecular function: SNAP receptor activity. The coding region runs from base 1 to 675 and encodes 224 amino acids. The transcript has a single exon. Lineage: Eukaryota; Fungi; Ascomycota; Pichiomycetes; Serinales; Metschnikowiaceae. The record is from RefSeq and is a predicted model, not a curated record. Gene Ontology annotation, biological process: vesicle fusion; endoplasmic reticulum to Golgi vesicle-mediated transport.
AUGUCUUCCGCUACGUUCACACAAACCAGAACAUUUGCUCAAAAUCUCGAGAAGCAAACGGAGCAGCUUCUAAGUCGCCUCUUGAAGAUCCAGACUGCAGGGGUCUCGGUAGAGCCCUCAGAGGAAGAGUCGUCAGUAACCAACUCCAUUGUCGAUAUGCUCGAGAAGAGAGAAGAGGUGGUGGGAAGACUCAAUCGUCUUCUGGAGAGCGAUGCAAACAUCUCAACAUCGAAGCUCCAGCAGUUGCAGAGACACAAGGAAGUGCUUGCUGACCACAAGGGAUCCUUCCACAAGAUCCAGGGCCGAAUCACGGAGGAAAGAAACAGAAAUAACUUGCUCUUCACAAUCAGAUCAGAUAUCUACGCUCACAAGCAAAGAGAGAUUUCUCUGGGCCCAGAUAAUGAGAACAACUACAUCUUGGACGAGAGGGCAAGGGUCGACAAUGCCAACUCUUUCGCAGAUAGACUACUUCAGCAAGCAUAUGAAACUAGAGAUGAGCUUUUCAGUCAGAGGGUGCAGUUACAGAAUGCAGCAAACAGGAUACUGGGUACUUUGCAGAGCGUCCCGGGCAUCAAUGUCUUGAUCUCCAAAAUCAAUACCCGCAGAAAGAGAGAUACUCUUAUCAUGGGUUUUGUUAUAUCAUUGUGCAUUAUUGGACUUUUCUUCCUCGCUUAG